AAACGUUGAUUUUAAUAUCACUGUUUUACGGGAGUGACUUGACCUGGACUUAUUAUUUUUCUCGGUUUGACGCAGUCAUGGAUUUCUCAAGCAGAACGAGGUUUUUUGGGAUAUAUCUUCCAAUCAUGCUGCUGAAUUAUUGCUGGGAAGCAGUGAAUGGACAGCUAUCGUAUUCCGUAUCAGAGGAGGUAAACCCGGGGGCUUCUGUUGGAAAUAUCGCCAAGGAUCUCAAUCUAAAUGUCCAGGAUUUAGAGUCUCGUAUGUUUCAGGUCGUUGCCGGAACAAAGAGAAAAUAUUUCGACGUCAAUUUAAAAACUGGUGUUCUUUAUGUCAACGAAAGAAUAGACCGUGAAGGGCUUUGUGCGAAGGCUACAAAAUGUGCUGUCGCUGUAGAGGCUGUGAUAAAUGACCCACUAAAGCUUUACCGUUUCGAGGUAAACAUAGUUGAUGUGAAUGACAAUGCACCUGUUUUCUCUGAGCAAUUGCAGUCACUUAAUAUUGCCGAAAGUACUUUACCAGGAGUGAAAUUUGGACUGAUAGAGGCAUCGGAUUAUGAUGUUGGGAAAAACGAUGUUAACACAUACAAGCUCAGUUACAAUGAUUAUUUUUCUUUAGAAAUUCACAAAGGGGGAGAUAGCGUAUCAGCUGAGUUAUUACUGCAGAAAUCCUUAGAUCGAGAGCAUGACUCUGUAAUAAAACUCACACUAACAGCAGUGGAUGGAGGAAAUCCAUCCCGAUCGGCAACCUCACAAAUCAUUAUCAACGUUUUGGACAGUAACGACAACCACCCGGUUUUCACUAAAUCUUUGUACAAAGUUCAGAUUUUUGAAAACCUACCAGCAGGGUAUACUGUGACCACUCUUAAUGCAACGGACGCUGAUGAAGGUUUAAACAAGGAGAUAGAAUACUCUUUGAGAAAAAAAGGUCAGGAUCGGGUUUUAGACGUAUUUGAAAUUGAUUCUAAAUCAGGUGCAAUUUUAAUCAGAGGUAAGAUCGACUAUGAAGAAAAUCCUGCUUUUGAGAUUCAUGCACAGGCCAGUGACAAAGGGCAGCCUCCGAUGUCUGCUCAUUGUAAGGUGCUGGUAGAAGUGGUUGACCUAAAUGAUAACGCUCCUGAGAUCACUGUGACGUCACUACUGAACACAGUGAAGGAGGACGCAGUGGUAGGAACUGCUAUAGCACUUGUUUCUGUGCUGGACAAAGAUGGUGGGAAAAACGGUGAAGUAAAAGCGGCCAUUGCAAAUGAUGUCCCCUUUAAAUUAGACACAAAUUACAGAAAUUAUUAUUCGUUGGUAGUUAAUGGUCCGCUUGACAGAGAGACUAUAUCCGAGUACAAUGUCGUUAUCGUAGCGACUGAUGGAGGGACUCCGUCUCUCUCCAGCACCAACAUAGUGACAGUGCAUGUGUCUGAUGUUAAUGAUAACCCGCCUCGCUUCUCAGAGCCACUUGUUAAUAUUUAUGUGACAGAAAACAAUCCAGUAGGAGCCGUAAUUAAAACAGUGAGCGCAGUUGAUGUCGACAUCAGUCAAAAUGCCCAGCUGAGAUAUUCCUUUUUACAAAAUAAAAAUGAAUCAGUGCCGUUAUCUACAAUGUUGAACAUUAACUCAGAGACUGGAGAUAUAGUCAGCUUGCAGUCUUUUAACUAUGAGGAGUUAAAAACGUUUCAGUUUAAAGUUCAGGCCACAGACUCUGGUGUUCCUCCUCUCAGCAGCAACGUGACUGUGAACGUUUUAAUUCUGGAUGAAAAUGACAAUAAUCCAACAAUUCUCGCGCCCUAUUCUGAGCACGGCUCCGUUAAGAGUGAGAGCAUACCCUAUUCUGCUGAGGCGGGAUACUUUGUGGCAAAGAUCAGGGCAGUAGAUGCAGACUCUGGUUACAAUGCGCUGCUUUCUUAUCACCUCUCUGAGCCCAAAGGAAACAACUUCUUCCGGAUCGGAACCAGCACCGGAGAAAUCAGGACUAAGAGGAGAAUGAGUGACAAUGACUUGAAAACUCACCCCCUGGUGGUGUUGGUUUCUGAUAAUGGAGAACCCUCCCUGUCAGCUACUGUGUCUAUUGAUGUGGUGGUGGUUGAAAGCACAGCUGACAUCCAGACUCAGUUCAGAAAUGUGCCCAUAAAGGAGGAGAGCUUCUCUGAUUUGAACCUGUAUCUGCUGAUCGCCAUUGUGUCGGUGUCAGUGAUCUUCCUGCUGAGUCUCAUCAGUUUAAUAGCUGUCAAAUGCCACAGGACAGACGGCAGUUUCAGCAGGUACAGCGCCCCAAUGAUCACCACCCACCCUGACGGGAGCUGGUCUUACUCUAAGUCUACUCAGCAGUACGACGUGUGUUUUAGCUCAGACACAAUGAAAAGUGAUGUAGUGGUUUUCCCCGGACCGUUUCCGCCUGUAGAUGGUGAACUGAUCAGUAUUAACGGAGGAGACACUUUUACCACAACUCAAACUUUACCCAACAAAGACAAGGUAAGCAAUUCAAUUCAUAAAGUCGUUGCUGUAGGUGAUCUUUUGAUAGAAAAAAUGGCUACGAUAUGUCGUGGUUUUAACUAAGUCAGUUUAGAGACAUGUGUGCUAAGGGUCAUGACAUUUACACGGACUCUCUUUUUAAUUAA
This is a messenger RNA of Eleginops maclovinus (Patagonian blennie), 2605 nucleotides long. RefSeq names its product protocadherin alpha-8-like. The transcript has a single exon. Gene Ontology annotation, cellular component: plasma membrane. Lineage: Eukaryota; Metazoa; Chordata; Actinopteri; Perciformes; Eleginopidae. Bases 78 to 2543 code for a protein of 821 amino acids. The record is from RefSeq and is a predicted model, not a curated record. Gene Ontology annotation, biological process: homophilic cell-cell adhesion. Gene Ontology annotation, molecular function: calcium ion binding.